This is a messenger RNA of Sclerotinia sclerotiorum 1980 UF-70, 219 nucleotides long. RefSeq lists its product with no specific name. NCBI's taxonomy places the organism in Eukaryota, Fungi, Ascomycota, Leotiomycetes, Helotiales, Sclerotiniaceae. The record is from RefSeq and is a predicted model, not a curated record. Bases 1 to 219 code for a protein of 72 amino acids. The transcript has 3 exons.
AUGGUCUUGUCCUUCUCGGAGUCUCCCUACUCCAGCACACUACACAUGAGAGCAGCUGUUGCACAUUCUUGCAUACCAUCGCUCGAGAGAUUGGCUGCCAAUGCAAGUUUGGGAAUCCAGCUGCAUACCCUCGGCAGGCCAAGAGCCAGUGCCAGCCUGGCUCUCGACAACGGUAACAGUAACCCGAGAGAGACUUAUAUCUGGUUCCCUAUGGCAUAA